Molecule: messenger RNA, 584 nt
Organism: Teleopsis dalmanni
Lineage: Eukaryota; Metazoa; Arthropoda; Insecta; Diptera; Diopsidae
Exons: 4
Coding region: 29-571 (180 amino acids)
Source: RefSeq, a predicted model, not a curated record
UAAAAUUUGUACUCAAACAUAAACGACAAUGAUGGGUUCAAAAUUUUUGUUUAUAAUUUUAAUACGCAUCUCGUUGUUCAUAUUCUCAGCACAGGCUACUUCCAAAUAUGAAUUUACUAAUAUUGUGUGUAAAUCACUUGAUAAGGAAUUUUCCGAUUUCGAAUAUUGUUUCUUAAAGUCGGUUAACCGCUCAUAUAAAUAUACGUCCUUAAAAGUUAAACUGUAUAAACUGCCAAUAACAGAAGUUAAGAUCAGAUACGCUCUUUUAAAACGGGCAAAUGGUUAUAAGCCAUUUCUAUACAACAUAACAUUCGAUGCCUGCGAAUUUUUACGAUCGCCUAAUAAUCCAGUAACAAAAAUAGCGUUCACAUUGAUUAAGAAACAUACAAACAUGAAUCAUACCUGUCCUUUUGAUCAUGAUUUGAUUGUGGAGAAACUUGAUUCAAGUUAUGUGGCAGAUAAAUUAUCAGUUUUACCUAUUCCGAGUGGAGAUUAUGCAGUCUAUUCAACAUGGUUUGCUUAUGAUAUUCCACGGGCUGAUGUGAACAUAUAUGUAAAAAUUACUGAUUAACUUAAAUAUAAAA